AUGCUUCUGCCUUUAGUGAGUAUUAUUUUAAGCUUAAUAAUUAUGUUUUCUCGUACAUGGUUUUGGGCGCAAAGAAAGCUGCCUUUUUAUCCAAUAAAUCCAAAGAAUCCACUUGUUUUUUUUGAAAUUUCCAUUGGUGCUCAACCUGCAGGGCGGGUUGAAAUGGAGCUAUUUAAGGAUGUUGUCCCAAAAACUGCGGAAAACUUUCGGGCGUUAUGUACUGGUGAGAAGGGCGUUGGGCGUUCUGGAAAAGCGCUGUGUUAUAAGGGGAGCAAGUUUCACCGCGUUAUUCCUCAGUUUAUGUGUCAGGGAGGGGAUUUUACGAAUGGAAAUGGCACAGGGGGUGAGUCAAUCUAUGGAAUGAAGUUUCCUGACGAGUCUUUUGCUGGCAGAGCUGGGAAACACUUUGGUCCUGGUACGCUUUCUAUGGCAAAUGCUGGGCCUAAUACCAACGGUUCUCAGUUUUUUAUUUGCACAGCAGCGACGGAGUGGUUGGAUGGAAAACAUGUGGUCUUUGGCCAGAUUACCAAAGGGUACGAAGUAAUUGAAAAAGUCGAAGCCAACGGUAGCCGCUCAGGGGCCACCCGUCAACCAAUUCUUAUAACGGACUGUGGUGAAGUCAAAAACAACUGA
Messenger RNA from Trypanosoma cruzi, 633 nucleotides. RefSeq names its product cyclophilin, putative. Gene Ontology annotation, molecular function: peptidyl-prolyl cis-trans isomerase activity. Gene Ontology annotation, biological process: protein peptidyl-prolyl isomerization; protein folding. NCBI's taxonomy places the organism in Eukaryota, Euglenozoa, Kinetoplastea, Trypanosomatida, Trypanosomatidae. The record is from RefSeq and is a predicted model, not a curated record. The coding region runs from base 1 to 633 and encodes 210 amino acids. The transcript has a single exon.